Hansenula ciferrii is the source of this 2604-nucleotide messenger RNA. RefSeq names its product M1 family metallopeptidase (gene APE1). The record is from RefSeq and is a predicted model, not a curated record. Bases 1 to 2604 code for a protein of 867 amino acids. Gene Ontology annotation, cellular component: cytoplasm. Gene Ontology annotation, biological process: proteolysis; peptide catabolic process. Gene Ontology annotation, molecular function: zinc ion binding; metalloaminopeptidase activity; peptide binding. The transcript has a single exon. Lineage: Eukaryota; Fungi; Ascomycota; Saccharomycetes; Phaffomycetales; Wickerhamomycetaceae.
AUGUCUAUUCACACUGAGUUACCAACUAAUGUCAAACCAUUGGUCUAUGAUUUAUCAUUGGAGCCAAAUUUCACCAAUUUUAAAGUCCAUGGUAAUGUUAAGAUACAAUUAAAAGUCUUAGAAGAAAGUAAUUUCAUAACAUUAAAUUCAUACAAAAUUGAUAUUCAUGAUGCUCAUAUAAUUGAAACAACACAAUAUUCAAAUGAUAUCACAUUCAAUGAUUCAAAUCAAUCAGUUACUUUCAAAUUCCCUCAUACCCAGUUCCAUAUAGAUGAUUUGAUAACAAUAGAUAUAAAUUUCACAAGUACAUUAAAUGAUUCAAUGGAUGGGUUUUAUUAUUAUCAAUAUAAAGACCAAGAUAAAACAAAAUAUGUUGCAGUCACUCAAUUUGAACCAAUUUAUACAAGAACUUCAUUCCCAUGUUUUGACGAACCUAAUUUUAAAGCUAUUUUUAAUAUUAGUUUAAUUACUGAAAAUCAUUUAACUGUGCUUUCCAAUUCAGAUGUUAAAAAAAUCAUACCCCAGGAAAACAAUAAAAAAAUAACUAGUUUUAAUCCAACCCCUUUAAUCUCAACUUAUUUGCUAUCAUUUGUUAUAGGAGAAUUAGAUUAUAUUGAAUCAAAAGAGUUCCAUAUCCCAAUAAGAUUCUAUGCCUUAAAAGGAAACCAACAAAAAGGGAAAUUUGUCCUAGAACUAACAAUAAAGACAUUGAACUACUUGGAAAAUUUAUUCAAUUUAAAAUAUCCAUUAGCCAAAUUAGAUUAUGUCGCUAUACCUGGAUAUUUAGGUGCAAUGGAAAAUUGGGGUUGUAUAAUAAGUAGUGAAAUUGAUGCAUUUAUUGAAGAACAAGACCAUGAAAACAUAUCACUAAAACAAGAUAUUGCAGAAACUGUUAUACAUGAACUUGCUCAUCAAUGGUUUGGGAACUUAGUUACAAUGGAUUGGUGGGAUGGAUUAUGGUUAAAUGAAGGUUUUGCUACGUUCAUGUCAUGGUUUAUAUCCCAAAAAUUUCAUCCAGAUUGGAAAUUAAAUGAAAGUUAUAUUUCUAAAACUAUUGAAGUUGCAUUAAAUAUAGAUUCUUUGAGGUCUUCACAUCCAGUGGAAAUUCCAAUAAAUUCAAGUUCUGAUAUUGAUCAAAUAUUUGAUAAUAUUACUUAUUGUAAAGGUUCUGCCCUGUUAACAAUUGUUGUGAAUUGGUUAGGUGAAGAUGUUUUUUUUAAAGGUGUUUCUUCAUAUUUAAACAAGUUUCAAUAUGGAACUACAAAAACUUUGGAGCUUUGGGAUGCUUUAUCAAAAGCUUCGGGGAAAGAUGUUGUUGAAGUAAUGAAUGUUUGGACUAAAGAAGUUGGUUUCCCUUUGGUAACAAUAACUGAGAAUCAUGAAACUAAUUCAAUCACUUUGAGGCAAAAUAGAUUUUUAUCAACUUUUGAUGUUACGCCACAGGAAGAUGAAAUUAUUUAUCCAAUUUUCCUGAAUUUAAAAACCUUAAAUAAUGAUAUUGAUCACUCCAUAAUAAUGAAUACCAAGGAGUUAGAAAUAAAUUUAACAGGUCUUGGUGCUGAUUUAGAUUUCUACAAGAUAAAUUCAAAUCAUAUUGGUCUUUAUCGUACUUCAUACCCUUCAGAUCGUUGGGAUAAAUUAAGUCAAGCGGCUCGACAAGGUUUAUUGUCAAUUGAAGAUAAAAUUGGUUUAGUUGGGGAUGCUUAUUCAUUAUCAAAUGCAGGGUAUGAAAAAACUUCAAUUUUUUUAAAUUUAAUUGAAGGUUGGUCAGAUGAAGAGAAUUUUGCAGUUUGGAAUGAAAUUUUGAAAAAAAUUGAAGAAUUACAGAAGAACUUACUAUUUGAAGAUGAAAAGGUUAUUAAUGGUUUAGAUAACUUUAUUAAAUCUCUUAUAAAUGAUAAGAUUCAUUCAUUAGGUUGGAUUAUACAAGAUUCAGAUUCGAUUGAUUUGAAAAAUUUAAAAACUAUAUUAUUCUCCACUGCAUCAAAUGUUAAUGAUCCUGAAACUAUAAAAUGGAGUUUCGACACAUUUGAAAAAUAUAUUAAUGGUGAUACUCAUGCAAUUCAUUCAACUUUAAAACCUAUAAUUUUCCGUACUGUGGCUAAACAUGGUGAUGAACUCCAAUAUAAUCAACUUUUUAAAUUAUACCAAGAUCCAUCUAUACCAAAAGAUGAAAGAAAAAUAAUUUUAAAAACUUUUGGCUUUUUCCAUAAUGAAAAUUUAAUCACAAGAACAUUAUCAAUCAUAUUAGAUCCAACUAUAGUUGAUAAAUCAGAUAUUCGUAUCCCAUUUCAAGCAUUGCGUACUCAUAAAUCAGGUAUUUUAUUAACAUGGUCAUGGCUUCAACAAAAUUGGGAUAAAAUUGUGGAAACUAUACCAUCAAGUUUUUCUUUAUUAGGUUCAAUUAUUAAAUUUUCAACAAGUUCAUUUACUUCAUUAGAUAAGAUUAAAGAAAUUGAAUUGUUUUUUAAGGAUAAAGAUACUAAGAAAUUUAAUAAAAGUUUAGCACAAUCUUAUGAUUUGAUUAAAUCUAAAGCUAAAUGGAUUGAAAGAGAAGGUAAAGAUGUUGGAGAUUGGUUAAUUGAAAAUGGGUUUAAAAAAUGA